Messenger RNA from Drosophila mojavensis, 1136 nucleotides. RefSeq lists its product as uncharacterized. The record is from RefSeq and is a predicted model, not a curated record. Lineage: Eukaryota; Metazoa; Arthropoda; Insecta; Diptera; Drosophilidae. Gene Ontology annotation, molecular function: chitin binding. Gene Ontology annotation, cellular component: extracellular region. Bases 703 to 1017 code for a protein of 104 amino acids. The transcript is spliced from 3 exons.
AAGUUUUUCACGUAUUCGGACAUAUGUACGUUCUCUCAACGUUGUGCAACUGAUUGGGGCAUGUGGCAGAGUCUUACGCUGACCGUUCUUUAAGCCAGAAAUUCACUUUGAGCUUGGCAAUUUAAGUGCGUGAGUGGCAGGCAAUUUUCUAGGCAAAAACGUAAUAGUUGCAGAAGAAGAGAUUGAAAUAACAAGUCAGAUGGGAUGUCAGUCUCAGAGUUUGUUGUUAAUUUGAAAGAAUAUGCUUAUUAAAACUAAGCACUGCUUUAAAGAAAACUUUUCGUUGAAAAAGCUCAAUCAAUGAUUUAAUGAUUUUGAAAUUCAUUUCGAUGCGAUUGGAGUGCAGCACAAUUGACUUGUAUGGGUGGGGUCGAAGGAAUGGAUUUGUCAUGUCCAACAAAAUUGCCAUUGCAGAAUGUGUGAGUUGCAUGCCAUAUGCUGGACAGCAGCUCACACGAGGGGCAUUAUCGAAUCAUUUGUUGUGGGAAAAACAAUCAGGCAGAGAGAGCACUGAAAGAAAUCGUCACCUUGACUCCGGCACUUGAGAGAUAUGCGUAUGGACAAUCGACUGCACAUACAAAUAAGCGCUUCAGCAUAGUACAAUGAACUGCACUCUCCAUGCACCACUUAAGCUGAGUAUAAAAGCAGCUGGGCCACAGCCCAAGCAUCGACAGUUGCCAUCAGAUAGUGACAUUAUCCAUAAUGCGUCUUUCAGGAAUCCUAUUGGCCUUCGCCGCGUCCCUCUGCUUGGCCUCGAGUGUGCUUGGGCAAUGCAUUGAUACCUAUGAGCCUGGCUGCAAGCUGGCAUCUGAGGUGGGCUACCCACAGCGCCAUUGCAUCGAUCCCACCAAGUACUGGAGGUGCUCCACCCUGAAUGGGAAGGCCGAACUCUUCAAGUGCCAGACGAACACGGCCUUCAGCCAGGAGAGAAAUGCGUGCGUGCCCUGGAUCGAUUGGGUCUGGAGGCCCUGCGUGGAGCCACCAAGUCGUCCAACUGGCUGGCAGCCAUGUAAUUAAGAUAAACAUAUGACUGCACAGAUUUGGAAUAAAAAAGACAAUUGAUACUGAAAAUUAAAAUUUUAUUAUUGAUGGAAUUGGUAGUUUGAGAAAUAUUAAACAAGCAGGUAUGAAAAUAU